CCGCUAAUCAGUCGCUCUCGUAUGCUCGGACUGGCUGGACGCUUUCCAUUCGGACCACGAUUCCAUCCCAUUCUCGGCUCAGUGCACAAUCGUGUUGGAGUUGUGUUUCUUUCUUCUGAUUCUACAGUUUAGAAUAUUCACCUGCCGAAAGCCUUAUAAAAAGAACUCCACACUGCAACACUACAGGGACCGCGCGAGUAUCGAACCCAGGUACAUAUUGCCCGCGCUCGGAGUGGAAGCAUUGAACAAUCAAUCCGGCGGUUGGUUGAGUCAUUGGCGGCCAAUGUGGUAUUGUGUCUCUCCAUGACUACACGGCCGAUUGGUGGCGAUUGAUUACUCGGUGCUGUCGGUGCUAAGUAGAUAGAUCGCAAACAGAAAACAGUGCACCGUUUCUUUUCUCAUAAGCCGGGCAACGGAAAGUGUGAUCAAAAGUGUGGAAAAUUCAGAAAAGUUGUGUGGAUAAAGGUGUGACAACUAGAAACCUCAAUCUUGGUUGAACUGACGAAAUUUGAAACACAGAAAAUAAUACAAAAUAAGACGAAAAUCGAUUGGUGGUACUGGUGGUCACAAAAUUCAACAAACCGUUUUAUGACUUCGAGGCAAAUUUCGCGACAACCGUCGUCACGUGAAGAAACCAAAACAACAGAACCGUAAACCUUAAAGUAUUGAAUUUUUCUUCUUCUUCUAACAGAGCACUGCCAGCCUAAGUAUUGUUUAUUGGUCCUACCCAUUCAAAAAAAAAAAAAAAACCAGUUCAUUUUUGAUUAAGACAAAAAAGGUAGUUAUUACUGAAUUCAAGUGAGCCCACUGGAUGAGAACAAAUUGAGACAGCCCACACAAGUGAAUGAGUAAAAAGUGAACAUCAAAAGUGCGAUAAGUAGCAAUUGGGACAGUGGAAAAGAAAAAAAAAGGUUGGAUUAACACAAUCUGUGACGUGCGUGUCUGUGAGCACACUGAAGACGAGAGCAUUUCGGGAAUCAAAUGUUGCUGUAGAUCAGACCAACUCACAAUCGUCAAUCCCCGCCGCAUUUUUUCUAGCUUUACCAUAGUCACAAGCAAGCACCUUGAGUAAACUGUUUCAAAAUAAUGCACCGAAGUAGGAUAUACUGGCUUUGGCCAACGGUGGCCCUUUUGGCCUCCAUCGCAUCAUCGUGGAUGGCAGUUUCAGCGACACCUGUUCAAACAACGUCACAAGCUGAGCUCUACCUGUCACAGUUUGGCUACCUCAAUGCAAAAUUCCGGAAUCCAACCAGCGGGAGCCUGCUGCAAAAGGAUACCUGGGAGAAGGCAAUCAUGGAGUUCCAGAGCUUUGCCGGCCUCAACAUAACCGGUGAGCUGGACGGCGAGACGAUGGAGCUCAUGUCACUGCCACGGUGUGGAGUUCGGGAUAAGGUCGGUUUCGGAUCGGACUCCCGAUCGAAACGGUACGCCCUGCAGGGAAGCCGGUGGAAGGUGAAAGCCCUCACCUAUCGGAUAUCCAAGUACCCGUCGCGGCUGGACCGAGCCGAGGUAGAUAAGGAAAUAGCAAAGGCCUUCUCGGUGUGGAGCGAGUAUACUGAUCUUUCAUUCACGGCAAAGAAGAGCGCUCCGGUGCACAUAGACAUUAGGUUCGAGGUAAACGAACACGGCGACGGAGAUCCAUUCGAUGGUCCGGGAGGCACUCUGGCGCACGCCUAUUUCCCAGUGUACGGAGGAGAUGCCCACUUUGACGAUGCGGAGUUCUGGACGAUUGGCAAGAGCCGGGGGACGAACCUGUUCCAGGUAGCCGCACACGAGUUUGGUCAUUCGCUGGGGCUGAGCCACUCGGACGUACGGUCGGCACUGAUGGCACCGUUCUACCGGGGGUACGAUCCGGUGUUCCGGUUGGAUUCGGAUGAUGUUCAGGGAAUCCAAGCUCUCUACGGUCGCAAGACCAGCAGUAGCGGUGGUGGUAAUGGCAUAACCCCAUCCCGAACGACUUCCCGUCCGGUGCAGAAGGAUCCGGAUUCCGAACUGUGCUCCUCUCCGAAGGUCGAUUGCAUGUUCAACGCGGCGGACGGCAGUACGUACACAUUCAAGGGUGACAGCUACUACAAACUGACGGAGAAUGCCGUGGCCGAAGGGUACCCGAAAAAGAUCGCCGAAGGAUGGCCUGGAUUGCCUGGCAACAUCGACGCAGCUUUCACGUACAAAAAUGGAAAGACGUACUUCUUCCAGGGGACCAAGUACUGGCGGUACACCGGCCGACAGGUGGAUGGCGACUAUCCAAAGGAGAUUAGCGAAGGAUUUACCGGUAUUCCGGAUCAUCUGGACGCUGCUCUGGUGUGGGGCGGCAACGGCAAGAUCUAUUUCUACAAGGGUAGCAAAUUCUGGCGGUUCGAUCCGCUGAAGCGACCACCGGUCAAGUCCACCUAUCCGAAACCAAUCUCCAACUGGGAGGGUCUGCCCAAUAACAUUGAUGCUGCCCUGCAGUACACCAAUGGCUAUACGUACUUCUUCAAGGACGAUAAGUACUAUCGGUUUAACGAUAGGACAUUCUCAAUUGACCAAUCCGACCCACCGUUCCCACGGCCGGUGGCGCACUGGUGGUACGGCUGCAAGAACACCCCCUCGACGUUCGACACGCUAGGUAAUGUUAAAGCUAUUAAGAGUGAAGAAGCCAACCACGACAAUGUCGCCGAUGAUUUGAUUUUGGAUGCGGCCGGUACCGACGAGCGACCCGCCGAAGACAGCAGAAAAAAUGGAGCGACCUCCGCUCGAACCAAUGUCAGAAUUAUUCUGUUCGCAGCUCUGCUGGGACUUGCACUGAAAUUCUAAUCGUUCAUCCCCGGAACCGGAGCGUGGUUUUGUUCAGUUUUCGAGUAGUUUGAGCGAAUGUUCACGAGUUCGUGUUCGAGAAGGGAAUCCAAAUCCAACCAUCCAAUCAACCAAGCCAAGUGAAAAGGAACAGCAGAGGAUGAGUUUUGCGUCAGAAAAUUGAUCUCACAAUUUGUUCCGAGCGCAGCCAGCUUCAACAACAUGUACCAUUUCGAGAGCCAGUGACUCAAAGCCAGAUCCCUUCUCCAGAUGACCCGGAUGCGAUGAGAGGACGUAGCAGUAAAAAAAAAACAAAAAUCGUGAUACAAAGCACUUAUGAAUAUUUUUUCAUCUUGUGUGUGCGUUUCCCGGAACGCACAUAACAAAAAAUUGAAUCGAUUUUCUUAGUUUCAGUGUACACCUAUGUUAUGUAUGUAUUUCUAUUUGUUUUAAUCCAACCAAAUAGGAUUUCGAAUUCGGUUUUCUAUAGUAUAUAUAACAGAGAAACAAAGCAACUUCAGUCCAAGUCAUUACCGUAAGACCCUUAAGUUUGUUUGUUUUUAAGUAGAAUUUACACACAAAUACGAUCGAGACAGGAGCGAAGGAAGAAAACAGUAAACGGUGCCUUUAAACAAUUUGUAAAUAAUCAUUAACUAAAGUAAUUCUAAACGGAAGGAAAACGUAACCCGAACAUUCUGAAAGAAUGGCAUGCAAUGAAGACGAGGAAGAAACAUUCUAUUGAUUGUUGAUUGUUAUUUAUCAUUUUCUUUCGAAAGUCUAGCAUUCCCAUCUGAGCGAAUCCAGAGAAAACCGAAAUUUACCAUAUCUUCUUGAACUUUCCUCCAAAUCAAAGUGAACUAAAAGUGCAUUCAUAAGUGUAUCAUUUCAGAGUUAGGAGAAUUUAUUAUCAUUAUAUGAAAAUUUUGUACAUAUUUAUUGCGAAUAGUCCUAGGAUUAACCGGAAAGUAUA
Molecule: messenger RNA, 3745 nt
Organism: Ochlerotatus camptorhynchus
Lineage: Eukaryota; Metazoa; Arthropoda; Insecta; Diptera; Culicidae
Gene: Mmp1
Product: Matrix metalloproteinase 1
Exons: 7
Coding region: 1087-2796 (569 amino acids)
Biological process (GO): proteolysis; extracellular matrix organization; collagen catabolic process
Cellular component (GO): extracellular matrix
Molecular function (GO): zinc ion binding; metalloendopeptidase activity
Source: RefSeq, a predicted model, not a curated record